AUGUCGCUUCUCCUUCCUCUUCACCCUCGCAUAACUAUAGAGCCCACGGGUGGGUGGCUUGGUUAUGCACUCAAACGGCGCCUCGAAAAUGAGGGAGACUCGUCAGCAAGACCUCUAGAGCCAAGCGAGCUUCUACCUACUCUACAUGAUGGCGCCACCCUGUGGUUUGGGCCGUCGUAUCCUCUCACUGGUCCGGCUUGGGGGCUGUUGGCCGCGCAUCACAUUCUUGGCGAUGUAGGUUGGGCAGACUGGACAUUCCUGCCUGCCGGCCAAGGGAGGUAA
Molecule: messenger RNA, 282 nt
Organism: Pyricularia grisea
Lineage: Eukaryota; Fungi; Ascomycota; Sordariomycetes; Magnaporthales; Pyriculariaceae
Exons: 3
Coding region: 1-282 (93 amino acids)
Source: RefSeq, a predicted model, not a curated record